AUGGUAGUUACUUUUGUUACAGGAAACAAAAAUAAGUUAGCUGAAGUUCAAGCAAUAUUAGCUGAUGUAUUACCUAAUUUAAAAUCAGCAGAGCUUGAUUUACCAGAAUAUCAAGGUGAACCAGAAGAAAUCUCUAAAGAAAAAGCUAAAUUAGCUGCUCAACGUAUUAAUGGUCCAGUUUUAAUUGAAGAUACAUCUUUAUGUUUUAAUGCUUUGCAUGGUCUUCCAGGACCAUAUAUAAAAUGGUUUUUAGAUAAAUUAGGACAUGAUGGUUUAAAUAAAUUACUUGCUGGUUAUGAUGAUAAAACAGCAUAUGCUCAAUGUAUAUUUGCAUUUUGUGCUGGACCAACAAGUGAACCAAUUAUAUUUGAUGGCCAAUGUCCAGGCAGAAUCGUUCAAGCACGUGGACCAAAUCAAUUUGGAUGGGAUCCAAUAUUUCAACCGGAUAAUGAAAAAGGACAGCCAGGUCAUCAAACAUUUGCUGAAAUGGAGAAAAUAGAAAAAAAUCGAAUUAGUCAUCGAAGUCGAUCACUUCAAUUAGUUAAAAAUUAUUUUAGUCAACAUCCAGAAUAUCUUAGUAUACAUCGAGCAAAUAUUCAUCUACCACCAACAGAUCCUAGUACUGCUUUUUGUGGUGGAACUUUAAUCAAUGAACAAUAUGUUUUAACAGCUGCACAUUGUUUUUAUGAUGAAAAUCACUUAUUUCUAGCAAAUUAUUUUGUUGUUGUUGGUGCUCAUUACAUCAAUGAAACAGAUCUAAUUCGUUUUAAUAUUCAAUCGAUUGUAUUACAUGAAAAUUAUCAUAAGGAUUUAUUUUUAAAUGAUAUUGCAGUAUUAAAACUUUCACAUAAAGUUGAUCUAAGCAAUUCAAAAAUUGGAUUUAUUUGUUUACCACCAAAUAAUAUAUCAAUAUAUCCAUAUGAAUAUAUGCAUGGUAUUGCAGUUGGUUGGGGACGUUUAGAAGAAAAUGGCUCACUAUCAUAUGCACUUCAACAAGUUGAAUUGCCAAUUAUUUCAAAUAGAAAUCAAUAUUGUUUUCGACAAAUAAGUGAUGAACAUGUUCAAUUUUGUGCCGGACUUAUUCAAGGUGGAAAAGAUACAUGUCAAGGAGAUAGUGGAGGACCAUUAAUGAUUUUGGAUAUGAAUACAAGUACAUGGUAUAUUGCUGGUAUAACUUCAUAUGGGUAUGGAUGUGCUAAAGCUAAAUAUCCAGGUGUUUAUACACGCGUGAGCAUGUUCAUUGAUUGGAUCAAUGAUAAGAUAAACUCUUCAUCUCAGUCCUUAAUAAUUCAAAUGCCAAUUCAAAUUUUAUUAUUAUUACUUUGUAUAGUUCUAUAUUUAGAAUAA
Molecule: messenger RNA, 1347 nt
Organism: Rotaria sp. Silwood2
Lineage: Eukaryota; Metazoa; Rotifera; Eurotatoria; Philodinida; Philodinidae
Source: the annotation of a GenBank genome assembly